AUGCCCUUCGGGUUGAAGAACGUCGAAGCUACUUAUCAGAGGUUAGUAAACAAGAUGUUUCAAAGUCAGAUUGGUAGAAAUGUUGAGGUGUACAUGGACUAUAUGUUGGUAAAAAGCAUCCAGGCAACCAAACACAUAGAAGAUCUCCGAGAGACUUUCCAGACACUAAGGAAACAUAAGAUGAAGCUUAAUCCCAUGAAGUGUGCAUUCGGGGUUUCUUCAGGAAGAAUUGCGGCCUUGAAUUGGUUCAUCUCACGGUCAACAGAUAAAUGCAUUCCCUUCUUUAAAAUUUUGAGAAAAGCUUUUACAUUGAGUGAGGAGUGUGAGGAAGCGUUCGGAAAGUUGAAGGAAUACUUGAUGAAUCCUCCAUUGUUGAGCCGCCCAACUGAGGGGGAGAUACUUUAUCUCUAUUUGGCUGUAUCUCCCUCGGCGGUAAGCUUGGCCUUGGUUAGAGAAGAUGCAAGAAUUCAAAAACUAGUUUACUUUACGAGUAAGGCAUUUCAUGGAGCAGAAGAGAGAUAUCUUCGGAUCGAGAAGUUAGCAUUUACUCUAGUUGUCUCGGCUCGAAGAUUAAGGCCAUAUUUUCAGGCUCACACUAUCCGAGUCUUAACCGAAUAUCCAAUGGGGAAGGUUUUGCAAAAGCCUGACCUCUCAGGGAGAUUAGUCAGCUGGGCGGUGGAACUCGGACAGUUCGACAUCGAGUUUCACCCUCGGACAGCUAUCAAGGGGCAGGUUCUAGCAGAUUUCUUGGUAGAAUUUUAUAGUAUCCUCAAAGCAGAAGAACUUCCCAAAGAAUCGACCUGGAUUGUGCAUGUGGAUGGGUCCUCGGCAUGGAGCAGAAGCGGGGUGGGAGUCAUCCUCAGGAACCCCAAAGGCCAAGAGUUCGGAUUUGCCAUAAAACUGGAUUUUGUCACCACCAACAACGAAGCAGAAUAUGAAGUGGUAAUAUCAGGCUUGGCACUGUCCCAAGAGAUGGGAGCAACAAAUGUUGAAAUACGAAGUGAUUCUCAAGUGGUGGUGGGCCAAGUUCAAGGACAGUUUGACACGCAAGAAGAUCGAAUGGCCAGGUAUCUGGACCAGGUACGCAAGUUCCAAUCUUAUUUUGACAGGGUUGUUGUGACAAAGAUACCCAGGGAAGCAAAUACCCGAGCAGUUGAGCUCUUAAAGAUAGUUGCGGCAACAGACGAGGAGAUUGAGGCCUCAAGAUGGCAAAUUAUUGUUCUGAUCGAGCCAUCCAUAACUCCGAAAGUUAACAUUAUGCAAGCAGAUACAGCUCCGACUGAACCAAAAUCGGCUACUAAGAUCAUUCAGUUUCUAAAAAAUGUGACAUUACCUCAAGACAAGGCUGCGGCUCGAAAGAUCAAAAACCAAGCAACUCGAUUUAGUUUGCUCGGAGAAGUACUCUACAAAAGAGGAUACUCCGAACCCCUACUGAAAUGGCUUUCCAAGACCGAGGUGGAGUAUGUGUUGAAAGAAAUCCAUGAAGGCAUGUGCGGAAACCAUUCGAGAGGACGAAUGCUGGCAGAAAAGACCAUCCGAGCAGGUUAUUAUUGGCCAUCAAUAAGCAAAGAUUUAGCCCGAGUUGUGAAGCAUUGUGACAAGUGCCAGAGAUUCUCAAGAAUCAUGAAGACAACACCUGAGAAGCUUACUCCCAUUACUUCUCCAUGGCUUUUUGCGAAAUAG
Messenger RNA from Alnus glutinosa, 1683 nucleotides. RefSeq lists its product as uncharacterized. The coding region runs from base 1 to 1683 and encodes 560 amino acids. The record is from RefSeq and is a predicted model, not a curated record. The transcript is spliced from 2 exons. NCBI's taxonomy places the organism in Eukaryota, Viridiplantae, Streptophyta, Magnoliopsida, Fagales, Betulaceae. Gene Ontology annotation, molecular function: nucleic acid binding; RNA-DNA hybrid ribonuclease activity.